UAUAACUUCUUAGUUAGUCGUUGUCCGAUAGGCCGAAGCCACAGUGUCGUAUAGAUAUUUUAUAUUUUUGCGCCCACGUUGGUGUUAUCUCAUCGAGCAACGCUCUUUCAAGGCCAAGUCAUCCUUGUUCGAAGCACGCAGUGUUUAUUUGACUUUGUCAAUGAAAUUGCUGCAAGUCAUCUCGGAGAAUAACUGAGAAAGGGCAUAACAAAAUCCAGUGCGCGCGCAGAGGACCAGUCCAACUGCGUAGUUGCUCCCGCAGUGUCAUACUUACGGUGUACCGAGAUCGUCUGUUCCGUCAUAAGUGAGGUUAGGAUUGUUCUCCGCAAGUUCACGGUGUUAUCAUUGAAACAACAACAACAUCACCUGAGUCAUUUCAUCAUUUUAACCGCUAAGUACAAUUGACAUUCGCGUGUUUGAAGUGCGAUAUCGUUGCAAAGCGAAAAAGACAACGUAAAGCUCUCAGGACGCUCUGCUAGUAGUUCAUACAUACGCACUACACGUAUACCUCGAGGUCGUACACAUGAGGGCAGAAGGGCAGGCGGAAGGUAGUGGAAAAGUGGCCAACAGUACAACCGAGCCGACGACGAGAUGAAAUAAUAAACGUUAGUACCUCGUGCUCAAUCAGUGGUUCGAAAGAGCUAGCUGUCGCCUAUACCUACCUCUUGUCUGUCCUCCUCGUCGUCGAAGACCCGAGGCGUCCGCACUCAGUCCUCAGUGUAGGCUAGUCGGUCGCAACGAGUCGUCGCACCCCGCGCACGUCUUCCUGACUGUUACUGUUCAGCAAUCGACAAUUGCAACGUGUUGUCAUUCUCUUUUUGUUCGAAUCAUUGGAGUUCUCAGAAGUGCGGUUUGUUGCUUUGUUUUGGUUCUCUAGUAGAAAAACAAAGGAGUCCAGCACCCGACAGUACAAAAAAGAAGAAAAAUUUAUUAUUACAAAGUAUUCCGUGACUCCGUUGUUGUUGUAAUAGAGAUUUUAAAAAACAAGGAGGAAAGAAAAGUGUCGUUCAAAAUUAAUGUUACAAUAGAGGCAAAUUAAAACAAAAGUUACUCAAGACCGUCAAUGAGUGACUAUUACGCGCGUCGCGCAACAAUCAGCUGAUGUAAGGAAAAUCAUCGCCGCAACCGGCUCGACGCUGCUCUUGGAGCUCGAUUGAAUUUCACGAAAACGAGUGGCUGCAUACAAGAUAUUGACAGCUAAUAGGUGUAGCAAAGGAACCGACGACGCUCGACAGAUAAGCAAAGUAAAUUUCCACGAAAGAAAAAAGAAAUCAAAUAUAAAAAAAUACUUCGACCAAUUUAAGAUAAUCCAAGGAGAGAGAGAGAGAGUUUCAGAGAGCAGCCCCUGUAAUCUAGAGAUUGCCAAGGAGAGGGGACGAAGGAAGGAGGUAAAAGAAGAGCGAGAAAAAACAAAAGCGGCGAAUUGCCGGCUAUCGGGGUCCGACGGUCAAGCUUAUCGCGUUGAAAUAGGAAAGCAAAGUAUACAUUAUUAACGACACCUGGCUUAUCAGGGACAGAAGACACGCACGCGCGCGCGCGGUGCGUUUCCAAGGAAUUUCGGGGCUCGGAACGCGACGUCGCUGUGAUAUGGCGUCGGCGUGCCUGAGUAACUGCACAACCGCGAGCGCGACUUCGAUGAUGGCAAGAUCGGCCGGAAGCUACCUAGAGAGCGCCUGGACGGCGAGGGAGCUGUGGCAAUCCUGGGACUCGGCUGGUCUCUACUUCGAGUACCAUCCUUGGCUGUUCUCGAUGCUCGGCAGUGUCAUCGUCGGGUUGUCCGGUAUCUUCCCCCUUCUCGUCAUACGCAUCGACGAGACUGACACCCUUAAGCAAGGAGCUGGUUCAAAAACGUUGAAACUUCUACUGAGCUUUGCUGUUGGAGGCUUGUUGGGCGAUGUUUUUCUUCAUAUCUUACCGGAAGCUUGGGCGAAUCACAUCGAAGCCAACAAUGAGCAAAUCAACGGCAGGGUCCACAAUCACGCGACCAUGGGCUGCGGUCUUUGGGUGCUCAUGGGUUUUCUGGUCUUCGUCAUCGCUGAGAUGAUCUUCAGCGGGCCGGAAAAAAAGGAUAUCGAGACUCCCACGGAAAAUAAAAACGAAAAGAAGCUCGUCGAUACGCUCGAGAACAACAACUAUGAGCGCGUCGAGGCCUUUAAGAAUGGCUUUGCUAACAAUGUUGUGCAAAAAACCAAUGGUGCGAUUUGCAAUGAAGCUGAGAUAGAACGAGCCGCCAAAUGUUUGCGGAAGUUGUCCAAUGGUUUUGUCAACGGUCACGUGAACGGAAUCAUCCAAUCCAACGGUGUUAAACCUACGAGCAAUGGUUUUUGUGCCCUCAAGGAUUCAGCCAAAUUUUAUGAUAAACAGAUAUACGAGCACAAGCUUGACAAUGAACAAACUAAAGAUCGGCCAAAACAUAUCGCCGGCUAUCUAAAUUUGAUGGCUAAUUGCGUGGACAACUUCACCCACGGUCUCGCCGUUGGUGGCUCGUUUUUGGUUUCAUUCCGCAUAGGUGCCCUGACCACCUUUGCUAUCCUCAUCCAUGAGAUACCUCAUGAAAUUGGUGACUUCGCCAUCCUCCUUAGAAGUGGAUUCAGUAGGUGGGACGCAGCUAAAGCACAGCUGCUUACUGCCACUGGUGGCAUGUGCGGUGCUUUUGUUGCGGUUAUAUUCUCCGGCGAUGAAGUUGAGUCAAAAACAAGUUGGAUUCUUCCCUUCACGGCAGGCAGUUUUCUUCACAUAGGCUUGGUCUCGGUUCUACCAGAACUGUUGAGUGAAACUAAUCCGUGGGAGUCUCUGAAGCAGUUUGGAGCUUUGCUCAUGGGUAUCGCGGUAAUGGCGUUUAUGACAGUUAUUUGUGAAUAAGUCAGAAAAGCGAGAUUAACCCCGUGCAUUCAUCAUGUUGAGAUUCGCCCGAUAUUGUUGAACCGAAGUGGCGAGGUUAUGAAAGAAAAUUUUUGUUAUCAAACAAGAGUACGCAUAGCGUUGAAUACUUUGUAAUAUAUCUUUACGGUUUAACCUCGCAAUUUUAUUGUACACGUAUAAAUAGUGAAGGGCGUGUAGGCUUCAACCCUUUCCAUAUGAAUAUAUUUACAAUAUUUUUUUUAUCGAUGAAAAUUAAUCGAGUGACAAAUAUGUAUACUUUUUUCUUUUAUUUUGACAAAAGUGUUUCUUCCCUUGUUAUUAAUGAAAAAAACAAAAAAAAAACACGAAAGUUUUUAAAGUGUAAAUACAAUUGUAAGUUUCGAACAGAUGCUGUAGCUUACUGCAACUGAGCAGGGAGGGGACUAUUUUCUACUUGACUCCAAAAAUAUGAGAAGAAAAGAGAAUAUUUCUCGGAGUAACUUUAUUUUUUUACGCAUAAAUGUUUAACCCACAUGCAAUUCAAUCGUUAAGAUUGCACAGCUUCCUUUUCAGAAGCUUAAUAAAACUUCGAUCGUCAAAAAAAUGGUCGAGUCUAAAUCAGUAUUGAUUAACAUACUGUCAUUCGAACAUACGUAUAAAUUAUGAUAUUGAAGAUUAUUACACAGAACGUUGGAGUUCUUGACUAUACGAAAUACAUAGUUUCAAAAGAGUUGAAUUUUAGGUUUGUUACGUUCUUUGGCCGAAAUUAAAUUUGCUGGACAAACCAUAUCCAAGUAUUUAUAAAUUUUUUUUUUAAACUUUAUUUCUGCGUAAAUCAAGAGACCAAAAAACUCUAGGCUUGAAUCUUAAGAGAAUGUGAGAAGGUGAGGUUAUGUUCCGGUUUUUUUUUUUUUUUUUUCCAAAACUAA
This is a messenger RNA of Copidosoma floridanum, 3770 nucleotides long. It is a transcript of the gene Zip99C, whose product is annotated as Zinc transporter Zip99C. Gene Ontology annotation, molecular function: zinc ion transmembrane transporter activity. Gene Ontology annotation, biological process: intracellular zinc ion homeostasis; zinc ion transmembrane transport. NCBI's taxonomy places the organism in Eukaryota, Metazoa, Arthropoda, Insecta, Hymenoptera, Encyrtidae. Gene Ontology annotation, cellular component: membrane. The record is from RefSeq and is a predicted model, not a curated record.